CUCAGAUGUCGUUUGGUUGUCUUAAGGAUAUGAUAUUCGGGCGCAUGCAAAACUUGGAACUAAACACCAGACAAAGUGUCUUCAUAAAUGGAGGUUUUUAAUCCGGAAUUUAGAAGUGAUCUCGUAGGAAUGGUUCUGGGUUCUCCGAUCCCUUCACAGCCCAUCGAUCGCGAAACCGUAACGCGUGCAGAAGAAACGGGAGGAAAAAAAGAGUCUUUGCACAAGCAUAUUGUUGUUUACGUGAAUGGAGAUCGCUCAAGUGUUGGAACUUAUUUACUUCUUGACUGUUCAAGGUAUCACGAGUUAGACGAUUUCUUGAGGGACUUGACGUACACCCUACCAAAACAUGUUUAUUUGCCAUGUGGAGUUCAGCGCAUCUUCACUCCUACGGGCCGUCACCGAGUGCGCUCACUAUCUGAUUUGAAAGAUGGCCUUUCAUACGUGUGCACAGGAUUUGAACCCUUAAAACACCUCAAUUAUGGAGCCAAAGAUUCUCGGGUGAUAGAAAGUGAAUCUCCAAGCAGACACAAAUCACAUGCUUCCAGGAUCGGUUCAAAUCUUCCAACACAGCUUAAAGGUGGAGGCGUCUUGUGCAGAAAUUUUCAUCCACCUCCAGUAAACGAAAAUUUUCGAACAAAAAGAUCUUUAAAUCCACGACUUUUGUGUCGCAAACAAGAGGAU
Messenger RNA from Opisthorchis viverrini, 681 nucleotides. RefSeq lists its product as hypothetical. The transcript is spliced from 2 exons. NCBI's taxonomy places the organism in Eukaryota, Metazoa, Platyhelminthes, Trematoda, Opisthorchiida, Opisthorchiidae. Gene Ontology annotation, cellular component: microtubule organizing center; microtubule. Gene Ontology annotation, biological process: intracellular signal transduction. The annotation marks the transcript as partial. The record is from RefSeq and is a predicted model, not a curated record.